Messenger RNA from Solanum dulcamara, 535 nucleotides. RefSeq names its product non-specific lipid transfer protein GPI-anchored 5-like. Lineage: Eukaryota; Viridiplantae; Streptophyta; Magnoliopsida; Solanales; Solanaceae. The transcript has 2 exons. Bases 1 to 444 code for a protein of 147 amino acids. The record is from RefSeq and is a predicted model, not a curated record.
AUGGCCCAUCAAAGGUAUGAAAUGAGUCUUGCGUUGAUUGUGUUCACGGUGAUCUGGACUAGAGUAAUUGCUCAAGAAAGCGAUGACUGCACAAACGUGUUGGUCAGCAUGUCGCCUUGCCUGAACUACAUAACGGAUAGCUCCUCGCCGCAAUUCUCAGGUUGCUGCACGCAGCUUAGCACGGUGGUGGCUAAAAAGCCAGAGUGCUUGUGCCAGGUCCUCAAUGGGGGUGACUCUAACCUGGGACUCAACAUUAACCAGACUCAGGCUUUGGCCUUCACUACCGCUUGCAAAGUUCAGACUCCACCUGCUAGCCGCUGCAAUGGACGUGGAUCUUCAUCACAAGGAGGUUCCAAUGAUGCAAUUUCAACCAAUAUGGCUGCUCUUUUUUCCCUAUUCUUUCUCUUUAUUGCUUCUUAUGCUUCAAUUAUCAACAUGACCUAACUUUCUCUACCUACCGUAGACUUUUCAGUGCAUUGUAUCUACUGUAUUUUGUUAGUUAGUUUACUCUGUCAUGAAAGUGGACUAUUGCUGA